Messenger RNA from Fibroporia radiculosa, 849 nucleotides. RefSeq lists its product as uncharacterized. The coding region runs from base 1 to 849 and encodes 282 amino acids. Gene Ontology annotation, cellular component: endomembrane system; membrane. The transcript is spliced from 5 exons. The record is from RefSeq and is a predicted model, not a curated record. Lineage: Eukaryota; Fungi; Basidiomycota; Agaricomycetes; Polyporales; Fibroporiaceae.
AUGGCAGACGACCACCCCAAGGUGCCAGACCCUAUGGACCCCGACAGAAUGGUGUCCACCAAGGCGGCGAAUCGCCCGUUCCUCGGGUACUCCGAGUAUCGCACCAGACGCGAGAAGGAACAUGCGGCUUGGCUGCAGCGCAAGAAGGAGCGAGAGGAGAAGCUGGCCAAGGGAGAGGAAGUUGGGCCGGACGAACCCGAUCCCACUGAGGAGCCCGAGGUUGGGUGUCUAGGCCUCCUCAAGUUCAUCCUAUAUGCCAUCUUGUUUGUGCUCCUCGCAGGUAAAUUCAUUACCGGCAGCUUCCUAUGGGAACAGGAGCUGCCUAACCUCAGGAAACUGAUCCCGGUGGGUGCUUGUCUGCAGCCAGAUGAUGGCGAACCCUUCAUUCAUCUCCCGCCUGACUCGUUGCAGACAAAUCAGCGGCUAUUUUCCGAGGGCAUGCUCACGACGUUUGAUGGCACCAACGACUUGAAGCCUGUCUAUAUUGCUAUUGAUGGGGACGUGUACGAUGUGAGCCCCAGCCGCCUGACAUACGGUCCUGGUGGGCCAUACCACAUGCUCGCUGGUAGAGACGCCGCGCGGGCUUUUGGAACAGGAUGUUUCGCCACGCACCUUACACAUGACCUUCGUGGACUCGGCGAGGAUGAGCUGAGGGGCGUGGAAAACUGGAAAUUAUUCUAUGCUGAACAUAAGAAAUACGUCAAGGUCGGACGUGUAUCUCAUCCACCAAUCGACCCUUCGAGUCCGAUACCCGAACAUUGUGAUCCGAAGAAAGCUAAGGCGGCUCGGAGCCCCGAACAAGUGGAGAGUAUAAAGCAUGGCAUAAAGCACGGACAUGACGAAUUAUAG